Molecule: messenger RNA, 3714 nt
Organism: Prorocentrum cordatum
Lineage: Eukaryota; Dinophyceae; Prorocentrales; Prorocentraceae
Source: the annotation of a GenBank genome assembly
AUGGCCAAGAAGUUGGGAGGCUCCGAGGUCACGUCCAAGGAAAAGUACAUCAUCGAACUCCGCGAGCAGCUGGCCGAUCAGGACCGUCGUCACAAGGACCUUGUCACGCAGCUGCAUGCGGAAGCCUGCCCCAGUCCGGAAUCUGAGGUGGUUCCUUCUCUGCGCCUUCGUGACCUGGUCGACGGGAAGGAUGCCAUCAACUUCGACUACGGCGACAUUUUCGCUGACGUUGAGGAGUUCGAGCUGUCCACCGAGGACCGCGAAGCCCUCGGCGCCCGCAAGAAAGAGCUCGAGGACGGGCUCAAGGCACUCGCGAAGAAUCUCUUCGGGGAGGCCAUCAGCAAGCUCGACGCCAUCAAGAAGGCCCAUCUUGAGCACGUGGGCAGCCUCCAGAAAAAGCGCAAGGUGGGCGAGGCAGCGGAGGUUGCCGGCGAUGGCCACGUAGUUUCGGACUCCCGGGCUGUUCAAGGAUACGUGCAUGUCCCUGGAGGUGACACCGUGCUGAUGAGCAGCGUUUACUUGUACGAUUCCGAAGAUUUGAGCGAGCGCAACUUGCAGUUGCUGGCCAGCGUUGGCAGCAGCAUCGGGCUUACCCAGUGCCCGUACUUGAUAGGAGGGGACUUCAAUAUGGAACCCACGGUUUUGAAGGAUAGUAUGUUCGCCACCCACCUCACCGCCAACAUCGUGUCCCCAGACGUUCCUGGAACCUGUGUUAGCAGCGGGGGAGGUUUGCGAGUUUUGGACUAUCUCGCGGUUUCUGCAGGCCUCAGCAAGGCCAUCUCUAGCAUCGACAUUGCCCACAACUCGGACAUCAAGACACACUGCCCCGUCACCUUGAGGUUCCAUCCUCACUUGUCGGACCUCUACGCACUUACUUUCGCCAAGAUUCCGAAGAUAGACGUCGACGCGCCGAUCGGUCCUCAGUCAGCGCCGCCUGAUGCGUCCGAAGCUCUCGACUGUGCUCAAUAUGGCUUUCAGCUCGUUCGCGAUCGAGCUCGUCGCAGUGAUAUGCAGCGCCAUUUGGAUACUCUCUACCACCUUUGGGCAGACUUGGCAGAGGUGGAGCUUGCAGCCAGUCGGCACCAAGAGUUUCGAGGCCAGGGGCUUCGCGGCAAGCCUCCCCGGCUGAUCUGGACGCAGGUCUUUGGGCGAGAGAGCGCGGCUUGGCAGAUUCGGCAGCCUGGCCUCUAUGCGUUCAGAUGGCUGGAGAGGUCAUUUCGCGCUGUGCUGGCUGCUGCUGCGCAGGACUAUCCCGGCAGCGGCAUCGCUUCAUUCGUCGGGGCGUUGCGGCAGCCACCGGCCCCCGUCAGGGACCAUUUGCACGAGUUCCAGGACAUCGUUGAUAUGGUUCAGACUUUCUUAGAACGUUUUCCUGGAAAUGAUUUGGAUUUGGAUGCUGGAGCGGUUAUUCUUGAGCGUUUGGAGGUCGGGCUCACGGAGUACGCGAUCAAGUCCAGGGAGGAAUCCAGGAAGUCUUGGAGAGCAUGGCUGCUCGACGGCGUCGAUCGUGGAGGCCGCCGCGCACAUAAUUGGACCAAGGAGCAGAAGCCGUGGCGGCCUACCACGACGCUUUCAGCCCAUGGUCAAGUUGUUUCAGAUCCUUGCUCACUUUUGGCAUCUGAGGCUGCCAAGUUCGCUGGGUCGUGGGAGAUCAAGGGCACUCGGGGGCCCGAAGGCCCAGUGGAGUAUCUGGAGCUCCUGGAGCCCAUCACCCCCGACAGGCUCCGCGAGGUGUCCAGGUCGCACAGCAAGUUCUCAGCGACCAGCUUAGAUGGAUUCCACUGCCGUCAUUUCGACUCGCUGUCCGAGCCCUUGCUGCUGGUGCUCUCCUCCCUGCUCGCGCUGAUGGAGUGCUCUUCUAUCUUGUCCAGGCAGAUUCAGAUCGCGCUCUUUUUCUGCUUGGACAUCAAGGAUGCAGCGGCCCAGCUAGGCGACAUCAUCCGCAACGAGUUGCAUAGUUCAAUUUCAGAGGACAAGGCUGCCGUCAUCAGCUGGUCCACCAAGGUGGGGGACCAUGUGCGCUCAUUCUUCGGCGGCUUCGGAGGGACCUCCAAUUUUGCCGUCAACCUCGGCGUGGACGACACCGCCGGCAGAUCAGCAGGGGCCAAGCUAGGAUUCCAGGACAGGGCGUGCUUCGACGUUGUCGGCUCGGUGCUGCGCAGCAAGAAGUACAGACCAGUAAAGGACGGUGGCAUCCAGGUUACACGGGCUGACGACCCGGACUCGACCAGUACUGAGAUCCAGGGCCAUGCCGUCACCGCGGUGCAGCAGCAGGCGUCGUCCGACCGGGCAGAGGCCGAGGCCAUGCGCGCCUCGAUGCGCGACCUGCGCGCGGAGGCCGAGUGCUUCUCCGCCGCGGGGGCCGCGAAGAUGGCGGUGCUGGAGGCCACCGUGGCCGAGCUGCACGGGGCGCUGCAGGCCGAGCGCGAGCAGCGCGGCGACGAGCUGCGCCAGGCCGAGGAGCGCCACCGCGCGGAGCUGGCCGCCGUGCGCGCAGCGCACGAGGGCGCGCUGGGCGCCCUGCGACGCGAGGGCGACGCUGGCCACGUCGACAGGAUGCUCGCCUCGCUGCAGUCCGACGUGGCUCGGCUGCAGGCGGCGGCCGACGACCGGCUGGAGGAGCCCCUGCAGCGCCUGUGCCAGCUGUCGGAGGGCCUGGAGCAGACGCGCGGCUCGGUCGACGCGGCGCACCAGCGCAUCUCGGAGCUCGAGCUCGGGCAGGCGCAGGCGCGCGAGCGCAUCUCGUGCCUGGACGACACGCAGGCGCAGGCGCUGGCGGCGCAGGGGAGUCUCCGAGAGGCGUUCGCCGAUGGGACCCGGCAGAGCUGGGGCGACACCCAGCAGACCCAGGAGGCGCUCCGGGAGCUGCGGGCGGAGGUGAACCGCUUGGCCGAGGCCGCGCGGGAGCAAGAGGAGGCUGGCGCCGUCGGAGAGUCCAACGGGGGCGCGGGCGUCGGCAGCGGCGUGCUCAUCGGCAGCUUGCAGCGCCUGGUCCAGGACCAGCGCCGCGAGUUGUCCGUGCUCUCCAGCGACCUGGGGAGGCUGCGGGAGCUCCACGAGAGCGAGGCCGAUCGCAGCCGACAGGCGCUCGGCGCCAUGCGGACCUUCCUGGAGGAGGCCUGCGAGGAGAAGCUCCGCCGCGCGGGGGAGCUGGAAGACGCGGCCAGCACGAAGGCCGCCUCCCGCCAACACCAGUGGCUCGCAGUGUGCGAGCGCGUGGCCGAGAUCGAGUCCAGGCUGGGAGCGCCCGCGGCGCAGCCGCAGCAGGAGGCGCUGCCGACGCUGCUGACCAACGCCGCUCGCGCCUCAGCCACAGCCGCGGAGGGCGCGAAGCCGGGCGCCAACGACGCGGAGGCGGGCGCCGUGCCCGUCGGCCUCAAGGACAGCCUGCACGGCGUGGUGGCGGCCGUACAGAAGGUCUUGCAGGACAGCGGCGCUCCGAGUGGGCCCGCGGCGGCGUCCGGCCCGCCAGGCGUCCCGGCGUCCCCCCGGCCCGUCCAGCGGCUGGCGCGCCCCCUGUCCGCGGCGCCAGCGCCGGCCUGGCGCGCACAGACCCAGCAGAGGCUGGUGGCCCCCGCCGUCGCCAAGCCGCUGGUGCAGGCCUCUCCCGGCCCGGUGCUGGCGAUCGGGCAGCGCAGUCACGGAGGCUCGGCGGCGGCUCGCGCAGGCUCGAUACAGAUUGCUCCGGGGACACCGCUGCUGGUCCGCCGUUGA